GCUUGCCUCCAUCAUACAGAGCAAGAAAACUUCGAAUGGACGUUUCCCUUUUUGUGUUCUCUCUCGUCGUCUUCUGUGUCUGGUAAGUGCUUGACAACUACGGAGUCACAUGCAGCUGACAAUGAGCGUCGCCGCUAUCAUUUAUUGCUUGCUUUCCACAUGUCUUGGGCAGCAGGUCCGUCGAUCCGACGUGUGGGGUGCGAUCUGCCAUGAUCGCAUCGCCCAUGCACCUCAUAUCAGCCACCGCCAGCGAAGCCAGCACUCCUACCACGACGGCAAUGGUCUUGUCUGGGAUUACAACCAUCAUUCGCCCAUGGAGAGUAUUGAGAUGCUAUCUCCUCCAAGUAGCAAUUAUGGCUUGUAGCUCCACGGCGAAACGUCCCUCACUCCCUACCUCCCUCCAUUACUCCCUCACUCCCUCGCGCCUGGAUCCAAUGUACAUUUAGAAUAUCACCUCUCAUCUCUAUAACAUUACGCAACGAAUGUUGCAAGACGACGAAUCAGGGGCACGUUGAGCCAUGCAGGCACAUCUGGUAAAUGAGUCAGCAAGUGCGCGACUUAACCACAUACAGGUCUCUAGGCCAGCAAUGUCACGAGGAGGAGGGAUCUGGUACGGUCCAACCUCGUCCUGCUCAGUUUGGAGGAGCAGCUGGUCGUUCUUAUCCUCUGG
Messenger RNA from Cutaneotrichosporon oleaginosum, 670 nucleotides. RefSeq lists its product as uncharacterized. NCBI's taxonomy places the organism in Eukaryota, Fungi, Basidiomycota, Tremellomycetes, Trichosporonales, Trichosporonaceae. The record is from RefSeq and is a predicted model, not a curated record.